Molecule: messenger RNA, 975 nt
Organism: Lathyrus oleraceus (garden pea)
Lineage: Eukaryota; Viridiplantae; Streptophyta; Magnoliopsida; Fabales; Fabaceae
Exons: 6
Coding region: 1-975 (324 amino acids)
Source: RefSeq, a predicted model, not a curated record
AUGGAUCCUUUCAAACUUCCAACCAAGAUUUCUCACAACUCAGGGCACCAAAUGGCAUGGUACAAAAAACAGCAUUCAAAUAAAAAGCAUGGUACAAUUCAAAAAUUGUGUUUGAACUGUAAGGAUGUCAAUGACAUGCUAAAUAAUUUGUGUAUUAUUGUGGAGUUUGAUGAAUUUCAUUCACCUAUUGGAGAGGUUGUCAGUUUGCUUGCUGGACCUCGAUAUUAUUUUAAGGUACAUGAAGAUUUAGCUAAAAGGUAUAUUGAGGCUUCGAUUGGCAAAAAGUGGAAGGGAUAUAGGGGUAAUAUUUUGAAAGAUAAAUAUAACCCACUUUUAAGCAAAAGUGAGAUCAUCAAAAAUAGACCUAUUGACGUUCCUCUGGACCAUUGGGCAUUAUUUGUUGAGUAUCGAUCAAAACCAGAAACGAUGGAUCUUUGUAAGAGAAACCAACAAAUAAGGACGAAACAAUUGUUUUCUCAUACGUGUGGUGCUAAGUCUUUGGCAAGGAGAAGACAUGAGCUAGAAAAGAUUGACACUCAUUUAAAUAAAAACCCUGAGGCUUCUUAUGAAAUUUCUUCAAAUGAUGUUAUUGGAAAGGUAUUAGGAAGAGAGCAUCCUGGCCGUGUUCGAGCAAUGGGCAUGGGAGUGGUUCCUACCACUGCUUUUAAAUAUACCACUACAAGACUUAGUGGUAUGGAUUUUGGUUCUUCAAGUGGUAGUAAUUCAAGUGGUAGUUCUUCAUUAGUGGAACAAAGACUUGCAUAUGUGACUGCUCUAUUGGAAGCAGUUGUUGGCUACAUUAGUGCGAAAGAAGGUGGUACACUCCCUGCAGAGUUAGCUGCCGUACUUGCAAAUCAAACACAACAGGCUUCUAAAGCAGGAAGUGAACCUUCAUCACCUUGUGACAUAAGAAGAUCAUCAAAUGCAAGCAAUAUACAUGAAGAAAAUCAUCAGAGUCCUUCAAAGGACAUAUGA